Molecule: messenger RNA, 1389 nt
Organism: Rhopalosiphum padi (bird cherry-oat aphid)
Lineage: Eukaryota; Metazoa; Arthropoda; Insecta; Hemiptera; Aphididae
Exons: 6
Coding region: 1-1269 (422 amino acids)
Biological process (GO): detection of chemical stimulus involved in sensory perception of smell; sensory perception of smell
Cellular component (GO): plasma membrane
Molecular function (GO): olfactory receptor activity; odorant binding
Source: RefSeq, a predicted model, not a curated record
AUGACAUUUGAUAUAAGCUUAUUGGAGCCUAACGAAGUUUGCAUAAACUUGAAAUUGCUUAAGCGAUUUUGUUUUUUUCAUCUAUGUGAUCCAAAGAGCAAAACACUUUUCAAUUUAAAUGUUUACCAUAUAGCUUAUUACAUCAUAAAUUGCGUCAUUGGUUGUAUAGUAAUUUAUGGAUUAAUGGGUUAUGUUACUGAGAAGGAAAAUGCAUUUAAUAUUGCUAACGAUAUACAGAUAAUGUUUGUUUGCAUAUUAUAUUAUAGGUGUUUAAUUAUAAUAUUUACAUUAAUUUAUAAUGCAAAUAACAUUUGGAUUUUACUCAAUGUAAUUAAAAUGCAUUUUUUGACGAGCACACAGUGUCAAAAACAUAUUGGAAUUCUCCAAAAACAUCGCAAAAAAUCAUUAAAAAUUACAAAUUACAUAAGUUUUUUAACAAUUAUAUCUGUUAAUUUAUGGAUCUUGUAUCCUCUAGUGCUGAUGUUAUUACAAAAAGAAGACGCAUACAAAUCAAAUCAACGCUUUGAGAAUAUUUUCAACUUUCGGUUCCCCGUGACCAAUAGUUACUAUAAUAAUAAUUUUUUUAUAUUUUAUAUUAUUGAGUUAUCUAUUGGAUUGCCUCUAGCCUACAUGCAUUCAGUGAAUGAAAUUUUUUUUAUUUCACUAUGCUGUGUUAUGAUUGCUCAAUAUGAGAUGAUUCAAAUAGCUUACAAAAAUGUCAACAGUGAACUGAAUUAUGAAAAUAGCAAUAAACACAAAAAUGAUGUUAACAUUAACGAUUGUUAUGAUGAUUUAUUAUCAAUUAUGAAGGAUCAACAAAAACUUUUUGAGAAAUUAAAAUUAUUUCAUUCUACGUAUAAGCUUGUAAUUGUAUCAAAUGUUGUGAUAUAUUCGUGGUCUAUCAUAAUUUUAAUAUAUUCAUCUACUCUGAUAUUAUUUACGUCAUCAGAUUCAAUACCAAUGCUUAGUAUAAUCAAAUUGUUAUCAUCAAUUGGAACCGUUAUUGUUCUUUUACUACUCCUUUGUUAUUUAUUGGAACGCAUUAAUAACAUUAAAGAGUCUGUCCAUUUCGGGAUGUAUAGUUGUAAUUGGACAUCAAUGAAUUUAAGAUCAAGAAAAAUGUUAUUGUUAUCAAUGCAAUUGAAUAAUGCUAAUAAAUUGAUGAUUAAAAUAUCACCGAGAAAAAUCAUCGACCUACAAUUUUUUAACAGCGUGAUAAUCACAUGCUAUAACAUUAUCUCAGCUAUGUUGAAUAUAACUUCUAAAUAAAAAGAAGAUGAAGUAAUAUCAACAAAAUUUCAACAGUCAUUUCGAUUCAUUUUAUUAUUUUAAUUAUUAAUAAUGAUAGUUUAUUUAAUCAUUGUCAAUGAUACAUAUAUUAGACGCAUU